Messenger RNA from Amphibalanus amphitrite, 974 nucleotides. Its product is annotated as venom protease-like. The transcript has a single exon. NCBI's taxonomy places the organism in Eukaryota, Metazoa, Arthropoda, Thecostraca, Balanomorpha, Balanidae. Gene Ontology annotation, molecular function: serine-type endopeptidase activity. Gene Ontology annotation, biological process: proteolysis. The record is from RefSeq and is a predicted model, not a curated record. Bases 1 to 963 code for a protein of 320 amino acids.
AUGCGGACUGUGGCAGGCGCGCUACUCGGAGCGACGGUGUUGGUCGCAGUGGCUGGAUUCUACGUCCACAGCUGCUACUCGAUACACUCCUACUACCGACUUGGCCACAGAGGUCGCAGCCUCGCCUCAAAACUGAAGAGCAUCCUGAAGAGAGCCUCUCGCCAGGAUCCGUUCUCGUCCCUCGACUGCGGCCGGCCGGCGCCGAGGCUGUCUUCGCGGAUAGUCGGGGGUGAGGAUGCAGUACCCGGCGACUGGCCGUGGGUGGUCCUGCUCGGCACCGGACCCCCGGACGACCCCCGCUGGUUCUGUGGGGGCACUCUGAUCGCGCCAUCCGUCGUCCUGACCGCGGCGCACUGCGUGGUCAGCUACUCUGCAGAGGAGCUGCUCGUUCGUCUUGGCGAGCACGAUCUCACGCGCGACGACGACGGCCGCCAUGAGACGGUGCCGGUGGCGGCGGUGGAGGUUCACCCGCUGUACCGGGGGCCGCACAACGACAUCGCGCUGCUGCUGCUGCGCGAGCCGGUGGUGCUCCGGCGGCGCGUGUGGCCCGCCUGUUUGCCUCCUCCGGGUGCCGUGUUUGUCGGUGUGGAGGCCACGGUGACCGGAUGGGGGCAGCUCGAGUAUCAUGGAGAGACGCCGCCAGUGCUACAGCAGGCAGAACUCCGAGUAGUCCCCGCCAAAGACUGUGAGAAGGCGUUCAGAAAACUAGAGCGGUUCAGAGACGGGUUUCGGAGGACGAGCAAGGUGUGUGCGGAGAGUGCUGGCAGCGAGCCUCGAGACGCGUGUACGGGCGACUCUGGAGGACCGCUGGUAGCCCACGGAGCUGACGGGAGAUACAGGGUGAUCGGCGUGGUGUCCGGUGGAGAGGGCUGCGCCAGCCCCAACAGGCCCGGCGUCUACACCAGAGUGUCCAAAUACGUCAGGUGGAUCGAUAUAACCGUCAGACAUAUGCUGCAGGUGUAGAUCAUUGGCAC